AUGAAGGUCGAGUUUGCUCCCAUCAACAUUCCCCUGGCCAGGAGAAUUCAGACAGCUGCAGUGAUUCAGUGGCUCUUCUCCUUCCUCUUAUUAGCACAGUGUUGCUGGGGAGUCUUUAUUAUCUUGCUUUUGGGAAACUACUGGUUCCUACCUGUCCUCUAUGCACUGUGGCUCUAUCUUGAUUGGGAGACCCCCCAAACUGGAGGGAGAAGAUCAAAGUGGGUCAGAAACUGGACUGUUUGGAAGUACUUUACGGAUUACUUUCCAAUUCACCUCAUAAAAACGUCAGAUUUGGAUCCAAGCCAAAACUAUUUGUUUGGAUUUCACCCUCAUGGUAUUCUUGUUGCUGGAGCCUUUGGAAACUUUUGCACAGAAUAUACAGGUUUUAAAGAAUUAUUCCCUGGUUUUACUCCAUAUCUUCACAUCUUGCCCUUCUGGUUCGGAUGCCCUUUCUUCAGAGAUUAUGCUUUGAGUACUGGAGUGGUGUCGGCCUCCAAGAAGAGUGUGUCUCAUGUGCUGAACAAUGACAGAGGUGGAAACGUUGCAGUGAUUGUGAUUGGAGGAGCAGAAGAGUCUUUGGAUGCCCAUCCUGGAAGUUUAACUCUGAGUAUCCUCAAGAGGAGAGGUUUUAUUAAAAUGGCUUUGAAAUAUGGGGCUCACUUGGUUCCAGUAUUCUCUUUUGGCGAAAAUGAACUGUUUAAGCAAGUUGCAAACCCCAAAGGAUCGUGGCUCAGAACUUUACAGGAGAGCCUGAGGAAGAUAGUGGGCUUUACUUUACCACUGUUUCAUGCUAGAGGAAUAUUUCAGUACAGUUUUGGCUUGAUGCCUUAUAGGAAACCUAUUCACACUGUUGUGGGGAAACCUAUCACUGUAAAACAGAAUUUGAAUCCUACUCUUGAAGAGAUUGAGCAGCUGCAUCAAACAUACCUGCGAGAACUAAGUAAAUUAUUUGAAGACCACAAAGAAAAAUAUGGGAUACCAGACCAUGAAUCGCUCCUCUUUAAAUAA
This is a messenger RNA of Emys orbicularis (European pond turtle), 1008 nucleotides long. RefSeq names its product monoacylglycerol O-acyltransferase 1 (gene MOGAT1). The coding region runs from base 1 to 1008 and encodes 335 amino acids. Gene Ontology annotation, molecular function: diacylglycerol O-acyltransferase activity. The transcript has 6 exons. Gene Ontology annotation, biological process: diacylglycerol biosynthetic process; triglyceride biosynthetic process. NCBI's taxonomy places the organism in Eukaryota, Metazoa, Chordata, Testudines, Emydidae. The record is from RefSeq and is a predicted model, not a curated record. Gene Ontology annotation, cellular component: endoplasmic reticulum membrane.